Molecule: messenger RNA, 2094 nt
Organism: Mollisia scopiformis
Lineage: Eukaryota; Fungi; Ascomycota; Leotiomycetes; Helotiales; Mollisiaceae
Exons: 6
Coding region: 1-2094 (697 amino acids)
Biological process (GO): DNA-templated transcription
Cellular component (GO): nucleus
Molecular function (GO): DNA binding; DNA-binding transcription factor activity, RNA polymerase II-specific; zinc ion binding
Source: RefSeq, a predicted model, not a curated record
AUGUCUAGCGACAAACCACGCCGUAAGAUCAAAAUAGAUACCAGAUUCGGGAAUGCGAGGGAAUCCCGAAGCCGGAAGGACCGUCCCUGUGAUGCUUGCAGGUUGAGAAAAUCUGCUUGCGUGAUAGCCGUCAAGCCUCCAUGCCGUUUCUGCGAGUUAAGAGCCUUACCAUGCACUUUUACAUCGAAACCACGUCCAAGACGGCGUGAAGAUGCAGUUUCUCCAGAUCAAGAUGAGGCCGCACCCAAUGAUAAUGCAAGUCCAUCUGAGCAGUUAGCAUCUGUACCUCAAGCAUCUAGAUUUCCUGUUCCGUUGGUACCACCUAGACGAGGCUCGGAUGAACUAUUUGUAAGCUCGCCAUUCGCUUCGGCAGAACCGAGUAGCGCUACAAGACCAUACAGCCGACAGUAUCUAUCAUUACAGCAGCUUACUUCGGCGGUUGAGGUACCUUCACCCUUUUAUGCCGUUACACCUGCUCGACCUCCAGGCCAGGAUCCGGUUCCUCACUCGAACCAUGAAUGGGAAGAGAUUCGACUGAAGAAUUCCCUCGAGCGAGGAAAAAACAUUACAGCACACUUUGUGGGCAUUUCCGGAGAACAAGAUACCAAUCUCUUCGCCUCUAUCAGAUACAACGUCAUAAAUGAGACCAGAUUCGUAGACUUCAACAUUAGGAUGGUGUUUGAAGGAGAUCCAGAGCAAGGCAAACCGCCCGCUCACUUCUCUAUUGUCAACGAUACUUUCUCAGAACGAGACCAGAGGGCAAACAGACUUGCUUCGGAUGCGAUCGAAGCACAUGUCAGAGGUUACGGGGAUGCUUUGCUACGACUUUACUUCCGUUUCGUGCAUCCUAUAUUCCCAGUUCUCUCCAAAGUACAUAUCUUGAGUGAGUACGCAAGGGACAAGCUCAGCAUCCCCGCGUCUCUACGAGGUGUUAUAUACGGCCUUGGUUGUGCCAUGUGGAGUCAAGAUUCUGCUCUGAAGCAUCAUCCACCUGUCUCUCAGCCAGAACUGUUCGAGCAUGCUCAUGCAGCACUAAACCGCGAAUUAGACUCACCUAAAUUGGCUACGCUGCAAACGUGUCUUUUGAUUCUUCACGAGCAGGCAGAUGCUAGUGGGACGACGGAGAGUCCUAGGAUAUGGACUCUUGCUUGCCAAGCAACUGCUUGUGCUCAGAGCUUAGGACUACAUCAAGAUCCUACGAACUGGAAAAUCCCGCUCUGGGAGAAGAAACUUCGGAAAAAGUUGUGGUGGGCAACGUAUGUGACUGAUUUGUGGACAUCCAUCUGCCAUGGUCAGACGCCACAUAUUGUUGAAGGGACGUAUGAUACGUCUGAGCUGGAUAUGGACGAUCUUGCGUCCGAUGAAGAUGUCUCGGGUCUUUUGGGAGAGAAGCUACUCGCAGAUCAAGAUCGCUGGUUUGAUCCUGAUAGUGGAUUUAGAUUUUUAGAGCUUAUUAGAGCAACUAAGACGUUGAGUGGCGUUGUUGGAAAUGCUUUUACACUCUCAGGAUACAAACAAGCUAUCCAGAAACUAGAUAUCCCUGCAAGAGAAGCAAUGAUCUGGAAAUACAAGGUUGCGGUUGAUCAAUCUUUGUUGUUGAUCCCGCGAUCACUAACAAUAGACCAUCCUGGCACAAGUCAUUCUCCGAACAUGAAUGCACAUCUCCAUCUAGGCAUUUUUACAAUUAAGUUUCUCAUCUAUCGUGCAUUGAUGGCACCAGCAACAUCAGAGUCGAAGACGAACCCCACUUCGAGGUUACGUCACCACUACUCAGGAGCUUUGGCAGAAGGAGAAGCUUUGAUGACAUUCAUGGAGAAAUUGUCUACCAUGGACUUACAUACAUUCUGGCCUCGUCACAGCCGCACAAAUUUGAUAGUGGCCGGGAACCAUCUCAUAUAUCUUUUCUUCUGUGCAUCAACACAAGAGCAAGGCACCAAGUCGUAUGGCAUGCUAGAGAAGUAUAGAGAUAUAUUGCGAAACAUGGCGAAAGCUGCGGACUGGAGUACGAUUGGAUUAAUUCGACCGUCGCUCUUAAGAACAGAAUCUUUCUUUCAUGGCGCGGCGGAGGGAAUACGAUUAGCUGGCCGGACAUGA